AUGGCAUCCCCCAAGGUGGGAUAUGGGUUACCGGCCAGGCCCUCCGAUGGCUUUCGACGACGACCCGAAGACUCCAGGUUGUUGAGUGGCAUUCCAAAGUCUACCUCCCGGACGAGCGAAAGAGAGGCGGAAGCCCCGAAAUUGGUAAAGCAAGAGCCAUUACAACCCCGUGUUGCCAGCCGAGUCCCUCUCCCAUCGUCAACACGCCGCCCUUCUGCCUCUACUACACAGCAAGUUGCUUCCAAGGUCGUCCCAGACCGGCAUUCGAAAUCAUGGGGCUCGGCAACGAGCUCCUCUGGCUAUUCACGAUCCCAUACGCAAACAGAGUCAGGAUCUUCAUCUUCCAGUCGGUCUUUCGACGGUGGUUCGAGAUUGGGUCAAAGCUUGCCGAGACGGACGAAGCCCUCUGCAUCGCCCGAGGCAGGCAGCCUGCUCAAUGGCGCUGCCAAUCCGGGUUCGAGCUCAUCCAGGCGCCAAUCGCAACCAAAUGUGGCUUCGGCACUCGGGAUCCAACUUGAUCGGGGUAUCACGGCUAGCCCAAGCACAGUCCAGAGAGAGGAGCCGCCAGAGGUCUCAAAGCCCGUUGGCCAGUCCCCCGUGAUUUACCCCGAGUUAGAUCGCUACCGCCAUCAUGACCGAGCUCGCAGUGCUUCGAAUAGACCGGCUGUGGACAUGCCCUACCGCUUGGCUACUCAUGACCUCCCUCCGCCCACGCCUGGCAGCCUGCUCUUCUCAGCCAACAGCAGCCAAGUCAGCGCCAUCAGUGGCAGUCCCUCAACCAGGUUCUCUGCGUCCCCGGGCCCGGGGCCGUAUAGCCGAGACACCACGCCAACUUCGAUAUCGUCACAGUCUCCUGGUCUCAUUGCUCCCAGUAGAGGCUUCCCUGUGAACAAGUUUCGACAGCAUAGUCCCGCUUUCACUCGCCCGCCUGUUACUCGACGAAGGACUGGAAGCAUAUCAAACGAGGUGGACUCUAUCAGUGUCGAUCCCCAUGGCUUGGCUGCGGUUCGAGAGUCUCUGACUUCGUCCUCAUCAAGCUCUACUGUCAAGGGUAGUGUCAUGAACUCAAAGAAGGAGAGGAGAGGUGGCAAGAGCCUCGCAGCGCCGCCGCCAAGCCCCCCUCCGCGGAAGUCUUCGCAGAAACUGUUCGCCAGUGAAGACGAGGAUGAACUUUCUCCCAGACAAGGACGCCAGCCUGGUAGCCAGCCCAUGGCGGUUGCAUCCCCGCCGAGGGCUGGUCUUCCUUUUCGCAGCUAUCAUUCACCAUCACCGCAGGCUAUGCCGCCGCGUCGACCCAGCCGAGAUGGCACGUCCGACCUCAAGUCCCAGCUGUUUACUCCCAUUCCAGUCAUCCAGAGCAGCCUGGCACUCCGAGCAGCCAAUCUGGAGAGGCGUGAUAGCGAGGCAACAAUCCCCCGCCCUUUCCAAACUGCAGGUCUCCAGUCCAACAAGAGCGCAUCAACAUCAAACUUACCCACGGCUGAACAGUCCGCCACAUCCUCCAAACUGGCGGGCCGAAGAAAGCUUAGCAUCUCUGGCCCUAUUCGAGCAAGCGGUACGCCAUCGCCGACUGUCAAGGCUUCUUCUGGCUCUCGGUUUCCCUUCUUUGGGCGCAAGAAGGCUGCCUCGGAGAGUACGCCCAACGAUAAGGAAAAGAAGGAGAAGCAGAAAGUAUCUCGCAAGGGCCCAGCAGCUGGGACAGGCCACGAAGGUUACGGGCGCCUUGGUGCUGUUCGACGACGAAGCGGAAUUGUCGCACCUCCGCAAGUCUCCAACGAGAGCCUUGUCAGUGGCGACUCCUUCCUGGCUGACCGUAUCAACCCUGUUGUUAUUGCUGGAGGAGCAAUCGUCGAGAACCGAAACGCCAGCGCAGAGCUUCUCAGGUCAGACAGCAACCUGAGCUUGACGACAGAUGAACGCCCGAGCAUUGAUUCUGUUGCAAACUCAGCCACAUCUUCUAUAGCAAGGGGUAUUCCAGGACCAGGUCUCUGGCCGUCAGCUAUUCCUCGCGAACGAAAUCAGAUGCCGAGCGCUCGAAGACCGUCGGACAGCUCCGACAAUGGAGGCGCGCCCAUGCAAUCUACCCUGGCGUAUAGACGAUCGGUUCAACGAUUGAAGUCGUUUCCCGAUGACCCUCUGCAGCUGCCACGGCCUAUCAAUACAAGCGGAGUGAUUACGUCCCCCCUGACCAGCUUUGAUACCAGCAUCCUGUCUGAUGAGUCUUCUUUGUUCAAUCUGCAGCAACUACCUUCCCAGGAUCUGAGCAACAACAAUCAUCCGGCGCCAAAGAAGCUCAAGAAGAAGCCUCGAUCUCCGAGAAAAUGGAACUUCUUCAGCAGAUCCAACAAUCAGUCCAAGCCGGACAAAGCAAGCGAGCCAGUAGCUGUUACUGUCCAGCCUGUGGAGAAGAAGCCUGUGGCCUUCUACGCCAUCAUGGACUCACCUGAGCAAGGGGCUGCCGAGCCCGACCUCAAGGAGAUUCUGCGCGAGGCCGAUGCCUACGCACGCUCACCUGCCAACGUCGAUGCCCCUGAGGUGCAGGCACAGGACGCUCCUGCAGUCAACACAUCACACUUGCAGCCUCAGUCAAACGUCCUACCAGAACCUCUGUCGCCAGUCCAAGACACUUAUCCUGUCAUGAUCGAGCCGUCCUUUUCUCACAUGGAGGCAACACCUCCUCCGGCAGUCACGCUGAGUUCUGGAAGGCCCAGCCGCUUGGCCCAGGUGGGAAGGAUACCUCAGGUGGUGAGCAACCGUCCGGCGAGGCCGUCUCCGCGUAGCUUCUCUCGGCCUUUCGUCGCGAAUCAGCAGCUUUCUUUGCAUAUACCUCCAACACACGGCGUAGGCUUGAACCUACGGAUGCCGAACUUUUCGAAGCCGUCUACUCCGGUCCGCGAUGCAUUCGGUGGUGACGGCUCAACAACAGAUGCGGGCACCGAAUUCUCAUUCUUCAGUGAGCCAAGAUCUCAUAUUACCCCAGAGAAAGCAACCGCACAAGAGUUCCUUGCCUUUUCUCCCCGCAAGAACUCUGACUGUACCACCAGCUCGACCGAGUCCUGUGUCUCAUACAGCUAUGCAGAGGCGACGGCCAUCAUUCCCAGGCCUGACGACCCGCCUGUGGACGAUGAGGUUUGGGACGAAUAUAACGAUCUCCUCGGAGAAGAGACUGUGAAAGAACGACAGUCGGCUACCUCUUCGCGGGGUAUUCCGUUUCAUCUCGAAAACUACCAUCUGAAGCUCGCAAAGGAGAAGGCUCUUGAGUCUCCCACGCUUGUCACUGAUGGUCGUAAGCUGUCGGCCAUCUCGGAUGCACCGACGGCUUCCACGACCUUUAGUGCCGACAUGACGGAGAGGAUACGAAAGGCCUUUCAGCCUCACCCCAGCCCUACAGUGCCGUCUCCUGUGCCGGAGGUCGCAGAACAGACGAUUGGCGGGCACUCAAGGAAGCCCAGCGCCGCUGAAAGCAUGCGCCAUAGCAUCACGUCUGUCCGCAAGUCUACGCAAUCGGGCUCGUCCACGUCUUCCGGCGAGUGGACGCCCCUGGCUCAGGUGAACCUCCGGGUUGGUUCCAUGACCGUCUCGAAGUGGCUUUCAUUUGGUCAGGUCCUCUUCAGCGACAUUCGGCAUUUGCUGGUCAAGGGCAUAGAGUCCCCCGAGCGCCCGUCAGUUCUUGUCAUUGACGGGCUUGGUAAUGACGAUUGGUCUUUUUAUGCCGCGGAAACAUACUCAACCGCCGAUUUCUUCAACCUUUCUCCGCGGGCUCCCCUGCCCACCGACGUGCAGAGCUCGGCAUCUCGCUACCCCCUGAGUCCGCCGAAUCACCAUCAGGUGCAAUAUCUUUCCCAACUGGACGAGUUCCCCUUUCCUACACAUACCUUUAACUGUGUUGUCUACCGAUUCCCGGCUGCUGCCCCGGAGUCGCACUAUCAGAAUGUCCUUUUCGAAGCUCGUCGUGUGCUCAAGCCAGGUGGAUAUCUUGAACUAUCUAUCCUCGACGUCGACUUGAACAAUAUGGGCAAUCGCGGGCGUCGGACCAUUCGCCAACUCAAGGAACGCAUUCAUGAGAUCUCUCCAGAGACCAACUUGGCCUCUACUGCUGACCUGAUUGUUCGACUCCUUGGCAAGAGUGGCUUUUCGACAAUAAAGGCUGCCCGCGUUGGGGUUCCGGUUGCAAGCGCUAUCACUUCCUCUGAUGACAACUCGCAAAGCAACGGCUCGGCUGAGAACAAGAAAAAGAGGUCGUCCAAGAACCAACCCAGCUUGGCGGAAAUGAUGCGAGACCACAGUCCCAACGCGGAUGAAGGCAUCACCAACAUGGUCUCUCGAGUUGGUCGCUGGUGGUAUUCUCGAUGCUACGAGAGUGCAGCCGGUCAUUCUUCUGGGAAGAAGAGCAUCUGGAACGACAAAGCUUUGCUUAGAGAAUGCGAGGAGCUGGGCACUAGCCUCAAGCUCAUGGUUUGCUGUGCUCGCGCACCCGAGGGGAUCAAUAACUCGGUCUAA
Messenger RNA from Trichoderma reesei QM6a, 4500 nucleotides. RefSeq lists its product as uncharacterized. The record is from RefSeq and is a predicted model, not a curated record. Bases 1 to 4500 code for a protein of 1499 amino acids. The transcript has a single exon. NCBI's taxonomy places the organism in Eukaryota, Fungi, Ascomycota, Sordariomycetes, Hypocreales, Hypocreaceae.